Chinchilla lanigera (long-tailed chinchilla) is the source of this 974-nucleotide messenger RNA. RefSeq names its product FK506 binding protein 14, 22 kDa (gene Fkbp14). The transcript has 4 exons. The coding region runs from base 194 to 829 and encodes 211 amino acids. The record is from RefSeq and is a predicted model, not a curated record. NCBI's taxonomy places the organism in Eukaryota, Metazoa, Chordata, Mammalia, Rodentia, Chinchillidae. Gene Ontology annotation, molecular function: peptidyl-prolyl cis-trans isomerase activity; calcium ion binding.
UUUGGGUUUAACUCUUUAAUGUGAGUUUGCAAAGCGUGGGAAAGUUGUUGGUAGUAAAAGUGCCACGUCUCCUAAGAGGGAGAGUCCUGAGCUUGCCAGAGGCCGUUGUCCCUAAGCCUACAACUGAGUUUUUAACUCUAUGCAGUCGGGGCCUUUUCUCUUUUCGUAGUGACUUCUUUCUAGCGUCAGUAACAUGAGGUUUCUCUUGUGGAACUCGAUCUUGACGUUGUUAAUCACGGCUUUGAGUGGAGCUCUGAUCCCCGAGCCAGAAGUGAAAAUUGAAGUUCUCCAGAAGCCAUUCAUCUGCCAUCGGAAGACCAAAGGAGGGGAUUUGAUGUUGGUCCACUAUGAGGGCUACUUAGAAAAAGAUGGCUCCUUAUUUCACUCCACUCACAAACAUAACAAUGGUCAGCCAAUUUGGUUUACUCUGGGCAUCCUGGAGGCACUCAAAGGCUGGGACCGCGGCUUGAAAGGAAUGUGUGUAGGAGAGAAGAGAAAGCUCACCAUUCCUCCUUCCCUGGGCUAUGGGAAAGAAGGAAAAGGUAAAAUCCCCCCAGAGAGCACAUUGAUAUUCAACAUUGACCUCUUGGAAAUUCGAAAUGGACCAAGAUCCCAUGAGUCAUUCCAAGAAAUGGAUCUCAAUGAUGACUGGAAACUCUCUAAACAUGAGGUUAAAAUGUAUUUAAAGAAGGAGUUCGAAAAGCAUGGUGCAGUAGUGAAUGAAAGUCAUCAUGAUGUUCUGGUGGAGGAUAUUUUUGAUAAAGAAGAUGAAGACAAAGAUGGAUUUAUAUCUGCCAGAGAAUUUACAUAUCUACACGAUGAGUUAUAGUGCUAUCUUCACAUUUUAUAUAGCAUCUAUCUUUAAAGAGAAGGCAAUCGUCUUUAAAGAAAAAAUUUUUAAAUGUUCUGUUUUUGCUUUUUAAAAUGUUUAUAUUAUUUUUCUGGCUAUUAUUUAAAGAACCCUUUAGGGUUUC